UGAUAGAAGUGCCAUCAGCGAGCAGAUGUGUGCGUGCCUCACUUGUCCUUUGCUUACCGCAGCUCUGUGAAUAUUUGCUGUUCAUUCUUAUUAUCUAAGUCUUGAAAUCUCACGCAUUUGUUUCCCUUGAUGUGGUACUAUGCGUGGUAUGCUGAAAAAUCUGACAUUUUCUGUCAUCUCUCCGACUGUUUCGAACACAGUAAACGCAGGAAAACCUCUGCAUGUUGUUUGCGAGACUCAGUCGGGUCACCCACUAAGCAAACGCUUUACAAUGCAUGAGUCAUGGGCCGGGGGUCACCGAGGGCCACGUGACGGUGAAAACCAUCUACUGAAAAAUUACUCAAAACGGUCCAAAUUGCACAAAAUACAGCAAACUAAAUUCCACAGACAAGUACAAAUCACAUCACACGAAGAUUUAAAUACGAUGGAAAUGCCAACUUCAGAAGAAACGAGAUUUAAAAUUUAAAAGGAGAUGUGGCAGCAGCUUGAACAGCGCCCUCAUUUGAACUUAAUAUCCACUGAAUGCCUGAAAUCUUUAUUUUCAGUAAAAGGUCACCCACUCUGGAAUCAAUGAACCUGGCAGUUCCCGGCAGAGCAUGGCGCCCAGGGUCAUGGCAGCUGCCUUUUCAGACGAACUUUGUCACUUGCGUAUGUACCAUGAUAAUGUUCUUACUGGAUUGAGUAUUGACAUACAUUGUACAGUACAUGUACAUGUACGUGUACUCGUACAGUACAGCCAUGGAAACUACUGAGCGCCUCCUGUCCCAUUCACAGACGCUUGUGUCAUGUAGUCGCUGGUUCCUUGUUCGGAAGUGGCAAUUCUAUGUAGAACUUGAGAAAUUGAUCAUGGCCGAUACAAUGUUGAUAUCAAACACAACCUAAUAUUUUGGAUGCUCCCGUGAAGGUAUUCUCUGCUAUGUGAGAACAACAAGAUGGCCGAUGACAUCCAAAGAGUGUUUCUUUGGGGCAUCUCUCGAAGCAUGUCGACGGCCCUGCUGAAGUGUCUAAGCUACGCCGAGGGAAUUCAAAUCAUAAACCAGCCCUACGCAUCUGCCUUCUACACUGGACCCCAAGCAGAACGGCCUGAACUAAAUCAAAACGACAAACUUCUAAACAAAAUUGUCGCAACGUAUGAUAAACUAUCAGAAGACAGUGAAAAAGCAAAGGUGCGGGGGCUUGCUCCGUCUUUGAUGUCACUUGAGCGGAUCCGGGACGAUCUCUUGCAAGCCCAAUAUUCCGACAAGAAGGUUCUUCUUUGCCGAGAUCAGGCGCAUUACCUCAAAGGCCGAUAUGAUAUGCUGCCUCGUGGCUUCAAGUACAGCUUCCUCAUUCGUCAUCCUUACAAGGUGGCUCGUUCUUUGAAGAAGCUCCUCCUCGGCAUUUUCGGCGAUUUCCCCAACAUGCGCGAAUUGCCACUCUUGGCUUUUCCUCCAGGAUGCGGAUUCAAAGAUCUUUUCGAUUUGGUAGAGUACGUCAGAGAGAACAUCGACCCUCAUCCCACCAUCCUGGACACCGACGAUUUGCUGCAGGAUCCGGCCAGGAUCUUAUCGACUUACUGCUCCAGGAUGGGAAUUCCAUACUCAAGCAAGAUGCUGUCUUGGGAGACUGGGAAUGAAAUCACCAAAACGUGGAUCAUGUGUAAGGAAAUCGUCUUGUGCAAUGAAUCUCAAGAAUUCUACAAGCGCGCUUUCGAGAGUGAGCGGUUCGGGAAACCCACCCCCAUUCCAGAUCCAGCGAGUCUCCCGGAAGAUGUGCGGGCCUGCGCUGAGGAGAGCAUGAAGUAUUACGAAAGUCUGUAUCGUGAAAGAAUCACGGCAUCCGUAGAGUGAGGGUUUUAAAAGUUUGAGUACUUUCCCAUACACAGGUUUAGUCUAGUCCAGUCUCCCGGUCUUGACUGUGCCCUUUUGUACCGAUUUCUGCAGAAACACUAAGGAAAGGCCGCCUUGAAAUACCGGUACUACGCCUCGGUGGAAAUGGACUAACGACAGACGAAACGAAUUACAUUAAGAAGAGAAAAUGACGGGGAUGGAUAUUCUAGGGCGUUUUUAAGUUUACUACUUAAACAUUAGCUAUUCCACAGAAGACGAAAUCAGUCUAACGGUUCUUCGCAGUUUGAAAUUAUGUAAUGGACUGCCUGAAAAGUUCUUAAUCGGUUCAAAGGAAAGUCACUAUGAUGAAAAACUUUGAUUGCUUCGAUUUAUGUAAAACCUUCACAUGUGGGUUCGUUUAAUGGCAGAAAAGUUCGGCUGUAUGUAGGUUUAGAGAGCUGUGAUUAGGUAAAAUAUAGAUCUGGCAUUGUUACUGCCAGAAAAGGAAAAAUACAACAAAUUAUAAAAGAAAUGUACUCUUUAUUUAAGUGAGUUUAGCUUGUUGUAUUAUUGUAUUUUCAGCUUGAUUGUUUGAGUUGAGAAGAAAGUAGUGAACAUGUGCUGAAAAACUAUCACAAGGGUGCAGUGCUUAUAAAGGGUAACAGAAAUAAAAAGCAGUUAGUUCACGCAUGAGUAUUUUAAAAUAACAUUAAAUACGUAACCAUUU
Molecule: messenger RNA, 2535 nt
Organism: Acanthaster planci (crown-of-thorns starfish)
Lineage: Eukaryota; Metazoa; Echinodermata; Asteroidea; Valvatida; Acanthasteridae
Source: RefSeq, a predicted model, not a curated record